Messenger RNA from Bipolaris oryzae ATCC 44560, 1884 nucleotides. RefSeq lists its product as uncharacterized. NCBI's taxonomy places the organism in Eukaryota, Fungi, Ascomycota, Dothideomycetes, Pleosporales, Pleosporaceae. The coding region runs from base 1 to 1884 and encodes 627 amino acids. The transcript has a single exon. The record is from RefSeq and is a predicted model, not a curated record.
AUGGAUAAUCAUCACACCUUUCCUGCAAGUCGAGUGUACAACAACAACCACAUAAACGACAGUAGUAGCUACCGAGUUCCGCCAUCAACCGGAUACCCCGUACAGCCAGUUCGGCCGCCUAUGAUCCCACCACAACAAGCAGUGUAUAGAGAGAAUGCCACUGCGCUCACCUAUACCAGGAACCAAAUGGUUCACAACAUCUGGAUGCGGGAUCCACAAACUGGAAAGGCUGUGGUACGGCCUGCUAAGGGACUGUCAUGUCCCGGCAGUUACACAGAUUUGACCACUGGUCAGAGAUAUACAUACCAACAGAUGAUCGAGAUUACGGGUAAAAUCCUUGCGGAGCAUUUCUCCAGAACGAAGCCUCAAGUCGAUCAAGCCCAACUAUUCCAGGCCGUGCAAGUCCAACAGCGGUUCCAACCACAGAUGCAGUCACAGGUGCAUCCACAUCACGUUGGACACCCUCUGUGUGAAUACACAGACGGAAGGGCGUAUCAGUCGCAAAGCAGGCCAGAGGUACAGAACCAACGCUUCGCAGAGCAACAGGCGCACAUGACGCAGCAAGGUCAGGGACAGCAAUCACUACUACAGCAGGGAAUUCAUCCAUCCACGCAGCCAUUGUCGCACGUGGCGAAGGCAGGAAAUCCCACUUUUAUCGACAAGCUUGGUCGUCAGUGGAGCCGCCAACAGUAUGAGGAACUUGUUCGGCGCCAGGAAGCACAGAAGGCCCAAGCAUCGACAACAAGAGGCUCUGGACUGGGGUCACAGCUCCAGCAAGCCUCACAGACACCGUCGCUCAUGACGAUGAGUUUAAAUGACUCUUUGCAUAUGAAUGAUAUGCACAAUGGAAUGGCGCCGCAGACGCACCCAGAUCUACUUCAGCACCAGAAAGGCAACAUGGGACCACCUCCAGGACCCGCAAACCCAGGAGUUCAACAGCAGCACCAAUAUAUGCCGCCGGGAACUAAGAGUCUACAACAGUCUCCGAUCGCGGAUCAGUCUGGUCGGCAAUGGACACGAAGUGAAUGGGAGAAGGUUGAGAGAUGUCGAGAAUCUAAGAAGAACCUUGUUCCACCAAGUCAUGCCACAAAAGCUUCCGUCCCAGGAAAUCCUUCUAGGAAGCCUGUAGCCCACAAGCAGAGCAUGAGCAAGAUUCAAAAGCAGCCAGUCAGCCAGCCAGCCGCCAGUGUAGCGCAGUCUAAGAAGCCAUCAGUGACACAGCCUGCCAAGCAAGCAGUGCCUUGCGAAGUGAAAGUGACUGGCAAAGAAGUAGCAAACGAGUCGCUCAACUCACUCGCAACUUCAACCAGUGUCGCCCCAGUUCCUCAGAGCAAUCAACCAACCCAAAUUUCAAUGUCCAAACAACCCAGCAUCGCCCUCAACACUACACCCACACCAAACCCACCUCCCGUCGUCAACCAACCCCCCGUCUCCACCCAACCCAUCACCGUCAGCCAAUGGGACGUAGAAAACGGCCGUAUGAUUCACGACUCGAUAACUUCAUUCAUCUCCUCGCACCAAGAAGCUCACCACGAAGCCAUAUCCAAAGUCGCCGCUCCCACCCCCACCCUCAACCCUCGCAUCACCAGCCCUUCCUCCACUACUAACUCUCCCCCAACCACUGCCACCGCCCCCAGCCUCCCCUCCCCUUCCAUCCUCUCCAUCUUCACAACAGUCAAACACCACCACCACUCCACCGGCCUCUCCGACUUCUCAGAACUCAACGGCGGCGUCCUCGCCAAAGUUGAUAAUCUAGAACUCCUAAGGACGAUUUGCACCGUUGAUCCGGAUGGGAGUUUUCGCGCGCCAGAGCCAAGGUGGGUGAGUGAGGAGAGGGCGAGGUUGGAGUGGGAGGUUUGCGUGGUUGGCAGGAGGUAUCGGUGA